AGUCUGUGUGUGUAUUAAUUAUGUGCAGUAAGUAGUAGUACGUAGGAGAGAUUUCAGCAGCAGCAGCAGUUAGAAGAAGAUCCAAUCCAAUUGUUCAGCUGUACGUACGGAGCAACUCACCCCUAUAUAUUAUUAUUCAUCACCUCCGAUUCUUGUUCAGCAGCGGCGGUUAUUUGGAAAUUAUUAGUAAGUGGGAUGGGAAAGCCGCCGCAGUUGAACAACUCACCGGCGGUGGUUGCUUGAAGAAGAUAAAAAAAUAAUGGGUUCUGAGCAUAAUGGGUUCCCGCCACCUCCGAUUCUUGCUCCUCGCCCUAUGCGUAAAAGAUGGAUAGGAUGUUGUGGGGGUGGAUUGUCUUGUUUCGGAAAACAAAAAGGUGGAAAACGUAUUGCACCUGCUGCCCGAAUGCGAGAGGCCAAUCAGCUGCCAAACGGACCCCAAUCAGCUCCCAACCAGACGACUACUAUUGCUACUACUACUACUACAGGACUGGUGGCUCUGUCUCUUUUAGCCCCGCCUUCUUCACCUGCAUCCUUUUCAACCCCUUCAACAGCUCAAUCACCAAACUGUUACUCGUCUCCGGGGGGCCUAGCGUCGUCGUCGUCCGGUAAUAUGUUUGCUAUAGGUCCAUAUGCCCACGAGACUCAACUUGUGUCUCCUCCUGUUUUCUCCACAUUCACGACCGAACCAUCCACGGCUCCUCUCACACCGCCGCCAGAGAUGUCACACCUCACUACCCCAUCUUCUCCUGAUGUCCCUUACGCUCACUUCCUCUCAUCAUCAAUCACUGCUGGGGACCGCUCCUCAUGGGACCCAUCUUCAGUUCCCCCCACCCAACAAGAUUUCAAGUCUUCUCAUCAAGAUUCUAAUUUUUUCUGCCCAGACACGUUUGCACAGUUUUACAUUGAUCACUCCUCACUCCCUCAUUCUGGUGGGAGGAUCAGUGUUUCUAAGGAAUCCGAUGCUGCAUAUUCAGAUACAAGAAACCAGAGCAAGCAGAGUACAACCUGGUGUAAACAACAGGAGACAGAGGAGAUGGGAGAGGCUUACAGGGCAUCCUUUGGUUUCAGCGCUGAUGAAAUCGUCACUACAACUAAUUCAAAGUAUGUGGAGAUUUCUGAUGCUGCUGUCUUAGAUAAAGUUGAUGAUGAUGAUGAUGAGGAUGAUGACACCUCAUUAUUUACCAUCACACCUUUUGCCUCCGGAGAGCAACCUCAAGAACAUAUGAUGAACUUAUCAACAGAUAAAGCAGAGAAGGGUCAGAAAAAUAUGGCUACCCCACAAUAUCUCAGAGCAAGCUCAUAUCGUGUUCUGGGGCCAAACAGCAAUAUACCAGUGCGGAAGCAUUCUAGAGAUAAGUCUGGACAAAACUUUCAUGGUGAGAGUGACGAGGAGGAGGAGGAGGAGGAUGGGUUCUCCUCCAACAAGAUGGGGAAUUCUAGAUAUGGCAGAAAACACCCACCCGGUUCAUCUAGCUCAGACGCAGAGAUAGAUUAUAGGAGAGGAAGAAGAAGAAGCUCGAGGGAAGGAAAAGGGUAUUUCUUCUGAUGUUGUGUUAGUCAGCAGUAUCUUAGUAGUAGCAAUAAUCAUAAUAAUGUCUACUACUACUUAUGCAUUUACGUUUCACUGUCUUGUGGGAUUGAGCAGUUGAGCUUAUACUUCUUCUUAGCUCUCUCUCUCUCUCUCUCAAGUUGUCUCAAGGCAUAGUCUCUAACCGUGUUAAAGUAUAUAGGUGUAGAAAUGUUACUGCUAAAGUGAAGAAGUAUGUAUAAGGCAGUCUUGUAAUGUGUGUGUAGUUGUAGAUUGACAGAUUGCUGGUGGGGCCGGACGCGUGGUAAUUAAUAAUCACACAAAUCAUUC
Molecule: messenger RNA, 1858 nt
Organism: Cuscuta campestris
Lineage: Eukaryota; Viridiplantae; Streptophyta; Magnoliopsida; Solanales; Convolvulaceae
Source: the annotation of a GenBank genome assembly